This is a messenger RNA of Drosophila innubila, 1915 nucleotides long. RefSeq names its product esterase B1-like. The transcript has 3 exons. The record is from RefSeq and is a predicted model, not a curated record. Lineage: Eukaryota; Metazoa; Arthropoda; Insecta; Diptera; Drosophilidae. Bases 98 to 1792 code for a protein of 564 amino acids.
AACUUGUCAAUUGGUAGAAGCGGAAGUUAAUUCGCUGCGAUCACGAAAUUGACUCACGAGUACCCGUAAAGACGUAAUACCCAUUGCUGCAGCGAACAUGGAAGUGCAAAUGGGUGUUGCGGAUCUGCUUAAGAUGACUGCCAAGCUCAUCGCCCACAAGAUUGUGCAGUACAAUUUGGGCACCAAACUGACGACGAUUCUCAGCACAAAUUCUGGAAAGGUUAAAGGGCUGCAACGAAAGAUAGUGUACGACGAGGAUACCUACUAUGCCUUCGAGGGAAUACCCUAUGCCAAGCCACCAUUGGGAGAGCUACGCUUCCGAGCACCACAACCACCUCAGCCCUGGGAGGGUGUCAGGGACUGCACAUUUUUACGUUCCAAGCCCUUGCAACAGCAUAUUCUGUUGCAUGUGGUCGAGGGCUCCGAAGAUUGCCUCUAUCUUAAUGUGUACGCCAAGAAGUUGAAGUCUGAGAAGCCGUUGCCUGUUAUCGUUUAUAUCUAUGGCGGAGGAUUUCAGAUUGGCGAAGCCACCAGGGAUGUAUAUGGUCCGGAUUACUUUAUGAAGAAGGACAUUGUUCUAGUUACAUUCAACUACAGAGUGGGUGCUCUAGGCUUUCUUAGUCUACGAGAUCGCGAUUUGGAUGUGCCCGGAAAUGCGGGUCUCAAGGAUCAGGUGUUAGCUCUACGCUGGGUACACGAAAACAUCUCCAACUUCAACGGCGAUCCAAACAACAUCACUCUGAUCGGAAUGAGUGCCGGAGCGGCUUCAACGCAGAUUAUGAUGACGACAGAACAGACCCGAGGUCUCUUCCACAAGGCCAUACUUAUGUCGGGAUCGUCGCUGUGUGCCUGGGCCAAUGAGCCCGAUCACCAUUGGUCCCAUCGGUUUGCCUGUCAACUCGGCUACUCAGGCAGCGACAAUGAGAAGGAGGUCUUUCGAUUUUUACAGCGUGCUUCGGCUAAAGAAAUUGCCUGUUGCAAUAACAUAUUGAGUCAGGAGGAGAAGCGCGACUAUAUCCUGUUUCCUUUCGGACCCGUCGUGGAACCAUAUGUCAGCGAUAGUUGUGUUAUUUCCAAACCUCCAUUGGAGACGCUGUCUACGGCCUGGGGCAAUGAAAUACCGGUUAUCAUUGGUGGUACCUCCUUUGAGGGCCUCUUCUCCUAUCAGUAUGUUUUGAGGGAUACAGCACACUUACUGAGCGACUUUGAAUCGUUGAUACCACUAGAGGUGCGUGAUGUUUCCAAUGCAGCGCAAAUCAAGGAGCAUGUAAGACGACUUAAGCUGUACAGUUUCGAAGAUGCCACAAGGGGACGAAUGGAAUUUAAAGAGUGCUUACAGCUGCUCUCUUACAAGCAUUUCUGGCAUGGUAUACAUCGGACUGUUCAAGGCCGUUUGGCCUAUGCCCCAAGGACACCAACCUACCUCUAUCGCUUUGACUUUGAUUCCCCUACCUACAAUCACUAUCGCAUUUUGCUCUGUGGUCGCCAUGAACGAGGUGUUUGUCAUGCCGAUGAUAUGUUCUACAUGUUUUACAAUAUUCCAUCCAAUAAACUGGACAAGUCCUCUCCAGAAUACCGAACUAUCGAGAACAUGAUUGGCAUGUGGACAUCAUUUGCGAAUCAUGAUAAUCCCAACUGUGCCCAGAUUGCGCCCGUUAGAUGGGAGUCCCUUGAAUCAAAGGCUCCUCUUAAGUGCCUAAACAUUGGCAGAAAACUUCAGUUCAUUGAUAUGCCCAAUACCGAACAACUGAAACUCUGGGAUAGUUUUUAUGAAAAAUUAAAAUUGUUUUAACUUGGUCCACAAGGUAAAAGGAAGGCAAUAUUUUGUAAGAAUUUGUAUGAAUAUUAUUUCUCUAGAUAGUUUGUGUGAUAAUUUCGUGAAUAAAGUACAGACGAGUGUAUAAAAUUAAACGUA